AUGAAAGAUUUCAAGUCAGGAUUAGUUUCACAUAAAAAAGCUCUUCACAUCAGAUUGAAACUAUAUGGAGAAGAUCAUCCCGACACAGCUAGCAGUUACCAUGAGAUUGGAUACGCACAAAAUGAAUUAAAAGAUUUCAAGUCAGGAAUAGUUUCGCAUCAAAAAGCUCUUCAAAUCAGAUUGAAACUCUAUGGAGAAGAUCAUCCAGACACAGCUAACAGUUACCACAGCAUGGGAUACGGACAAAAUGAGAUGAAAGAUUUCAAAUUGAAACUAUAUGGGGAAGAUUAUCCCGACACAGCUAUCAGUUACAACAACAUUGGAUACACACAAAAUCGGAUGAAAGAUUUCAAGUCAGCAUUAGCUUCACAUCAAAAAACUCUUCACAUCAGAUUGAAACUUUAUGGAGAAGAUCAUCCCGACACAGCUAACAGUUACAACAACAUUGGAUACACACAAAAUCGGAUGAAAGAUUUCAAGUCAGCAUUAGCUUCACAUCAAAAAACUCUUCACAUCAGAUUGAAACUUUAUGGAGAAGAUCAUGCCGACACAGCUAUCAGUUACAACAACAUUGGAUACACACAAAAUCGGAUGAAAGAUUUCAAAUUGAAACUAUAUGGAGAAGAUUAUCCCGACACAGCUAACAGUUACCACGAAAUUGGAGCCACACAAAAUACGAUGAAAGAUUUCAAAUUGAAACUUUGUGGAGAAGAUCAUCCCGACACAGCAAACAGUUACCAGAACAUUGGAUACGCACAAAAUGAGAUGAAGGAUUUCAGAUUGAAACUUUGUGGAGAAGAUCAUCCCGACACAGCAAACAGUUACCAGAACAUUGGAUACGCACAAAAUGAGAUGAAGGAUUUCAGGUCAGCAUUAGCUUCACAUCAAAAAGCUCUUCACAUCAGAUUGAAACUUUAUGGAGAAGAUCAACCCGACACAGCUAACAGUUACAACAAAAUUGGAAUCAUACAAAAUGAGAUUAAAGAUUCGAAAUUGGAAUUGUUUGGAGAAGAUCAUCCCGACACAGCUGAUAGUUAUACCCAAAUUGGGAUCGCGAACCAGGAAAUGAAGGAUUACAAGUCAGCAUUAGAGUCCAAACAGAAAGCUCUACAAAUCCUGGUAAAACUAUUUGGAGAAGAUCAUCCUGAGAUGGCUGAAUAUGAUCUCGAUAUUUCUCGGGUAAAAGGUCUUUUGAAUGAUAAGGCCAGCCCUGGACAGAUACAAAUGAAACCGCCAAUUUAG
Molecule: messenger RNA, 1242 nt
Organism: Dendronephthya gigantea
Lineage: Eukaryota; Metazoa; Cnidaria; Anthozoa; Malacalcyonacea; Nephtheidae
Product: nephrocystin-3-like
Exons: 6
Coding region: 1-1242 (413 amino acids)
Molecular function (GO): protein binding
Source: RefSeq, a predicted model, not a curated record